This is a messenger RNA of Oryza brachyantha (malo sina), 1176 nucleotides long. RefSeq names its product chlorophyll a-b binding protein CP24, chloroplastic. The coding region runs from base 103 to 864 and encodes 253 amino acids. The record is from RefSeq and is a predicted model, not a curated record. The transcript has 2 exons. Gene Ontology annotation, biological process: response to light stimulus; photosynthesis, light harvesting in photosystem I. Lineage: Eukaryota; Viridiplantae; Streptophyta; Magnoliopsida; Poales; Poaceae. Gene Ontology annotation, cellular component: membrane.
CGCCGCGACGCCACGAUUAAUAUCGACUCGCCGCCGUGACGGUCCUGCUAGCUCGAUCAGACGACGCGCGCUGCACCGGGAGCUAGCGCGACGACGAACACCAUGGCGCUCGCCUCCACCUCCGCCACCGCGUCCGCGGCCGUGCUCAAGACGCCCUUCCUCGGCGCGAAGCGCGCGCUCGCCAAUGCCGUCGGCGUCGCCGGCGCCAAGCCGGGCGCCCCGCGCCGCGUGCUCGUCGUGUCCGCCAAGAAGUCGUGGAUCCCGGCCUUCAAGAGCGACGCCGAGUUCAUCAACCCGCCCUGGCUCGACGGCUCGCUCCCCGGAGACUUCGGGUUCGACCCGCUGGGGCUCGGCAAGGACCCGGCGUACCUCAAGUGGUACAGGGAGGCGGAGCUGAUCCACGGGCGGUGGGCGAUGGCGGCGGUGCUGGGCAUCUUCGUCGGGCAGGCGUGGAGCGGCGUGGCGUGGUUCGAGGCCGGCGCGCAGCCGGAGGCCAUCGCGCCCUUCUCCUUCGGCUCCCUCCUCGGCACGCAGCUGCUGCUCAUGGGCUGGGUGGAGUCCAAGCGGUGGGUCGACUUCUUCAACCCGGACUCGCAGUCGGUGGAGUGGGCCACGCCGUGGUCCCGCACCGCCGAGAACUUCGCCAACGCCACCGGCGAGCAGGGCUACCCGGGCGGCAAGUUCUUCGACCCGCUCGGCCUCGGCGGCGAGACCAGGGACGGCGUCUACAUCCCCGACACCGAGAAGCUCGAGCGGCUCAAGCUGGCCGAGAUCAAGCACGCCCGCCUCGCCAUGCUCGCCAUGCUCAUCUUCUACUUCGAGGCCGGCCAGGGCAAGACGCCGCUCGGCGCGCUCGGCCUAUGAGCAAUCCACCCCACCCCGCUCGCUCGCCAUGGAUCCACACAGAGUUGGGUUUCCGCUUGCGUGCGCUCGUUUGAUCGCCACCAGUUGCGUCGGGCGCAUGUCGGAUGGGUCGAUCGAUUGGAGGACGGAGGAGCCGUAGCAAAAAAUGUAUCUUGCUGUGUUCUUGGCCGCUUUUGGAUUGGGUGGUGUGCGCGUGAACAAAAUGGGGAAUUAAUCAAGGGAGUUCUUUUUUCCUUUUUCCUUCCCGGUCUAUGUACCAUGUAAUAUAUAAAUUAAGGCUGCAGGAUGAGCAAGGAUAUUUCAUUGAUCUCA